Molecule: messenger RNA, 3546 nt
Organism: Vollenhovia emeryi
Lineage: Eukaryota; Metazoa; Arthropoda; Insecta; Hymenoptera; Formicidae
Exons: 1
Biological process (GO): DNA integration
Molecular function (GO): nucleic acid binding
Source: RefSeq, a predicted model, not a curated record
GGAGGCACAACACCUUGUGUCACCGGCCCAAGACGGAAGGAAGUGCUCUAGUCAGCGGAGGCAUCGAAGGUCAGACGGAUCCGAGCGCAAGCGACAAGACGAGCGGCAGCCCUGCCGUUCACCACUCAAUGAACGCACCUGCCAAAAGGCACGUGCUUAUGGCCACUGCCGUGGUUAACGCGAUAGCUCCUAAUGGAACCAUUGUCCCACUGCGCGUUCUGCUCGACAGCGCGAGCGAGGCGCACUUCAUUACGCACGCGGCAUGCAAUCGACUAGGAGUCAAACGCGAUCGAACUAACGAAAUUGUGACGGGCCUAAGCGGAAGCAAGAACGUUGUAAGUCAAUAUUGCGAGAUUGUUGUGCAGUCAAGAUAUUCGGACACUCGGGUCAUUGUACGCAGUCUCAUAGUACCGAACAUUACCAAGCAGCUACCGUCGGUAGAAGUAGAUCGUAACUCGUUUGAAAUACCGUCAAAUGUUAAACUCGCGGAUCCGGAAUUCUACAAACGCGGUGCCAUCGAUAUGCUAAUUGGAUCGGAACUGUUUUACGAAUGGAUGGAGCUGGGGAAAAUCGAGCUCGGCGACAACCGUCCAGUGAUGCAAAAUACCAAACUCGGCUGGAUAGUUGCGGGCACAUUCUCGCACCCGUCCAUCGCGUCUCUCUUCUGUGAUCGCACUGCAAUAACGACCCUGGCGUGUUCGGUGGAUCACUGUGAAACGUUAAAUCAGAACUUGAGUAGAUUUUGGGAGAUUGAGAACUAUCGGUCAAAUACCACUCAAUCGCAAUCGAAGGAAGUUUUAAGGAGCAAUGAGUUAUUUGAGAAAACAACGACUCGCACCGACAGCGGUCGAUUUGUGGUGCGACUUCCGUUUAUCGAUGAUCCAAAAACGCUGGGCGAAUCGCGGGAAAUUGCUUACAAACGAUUAACGCAGCUAGAGCGGCGUUUCGGUAGAGAUAAGGUUUUGCGCGAGCGAUAUAUAGAUUUCAUGAACGAUUACCUUAAGUCCGGACACAUGUCGUUAGUGACCAAACACGAGCGGAACAUCGAACAACCCACAGUCUACUUGCCGCAUCACGGCGUUAUUAAGGAAACAAGCACAAGUACAAAACUUCGCGCAGUUUUCGACGCGUCAAGUAAAACGAGCUCCGGCAGAUCACUAAACGAUAUUCUGCUCGUCGGACCUACGUUGCAAAGCAAUUUAUUUGAUGUCAUCGUUCGUUUUCGGUUUUAUAAUGUCGCAAUGACCGGAGAUAUUCGGCAGAUGUAUCGGCAGGUACUCGUGCAUGAAAGGGAUCGAGAUUAUCAAAGGAUACUCUGGAGAUCGUCUCCAGGCGAUUCGGUGCAAGAAUUUCGCUUAAACACUGUUACAUAUGGACAAGCCAGUUCGGCUUACCUAGCCAUAAAAUGUAUUUACAAACUCGCGGAACAUUGUGAGCGGAACUUUCCGAUAGCGUCGCGAAUAUUGCGCGAGCAAACGUAUGUUGACGACAUCUUGGCGGGUGCCGACAACGUGAACGACGUGGUUAUACUGCAGGAACAACUCGCAACGGUGCUAAGGACUGGAGGAUUUGAAACGCAUAAAUGGUGCUCCAAUCGUCCGGAGAUUACGGACAAGAUAUCGUCAUCAUCGAGGGAGGAUACGCCUAAUCUCAGCAUCGACACAGACGGCACCAUAAAAACACUCGGGCUUGAGUGGAACCCCAAGGAGGAUGUAUUCCAGUUCAUCGUGCGCAGAGCAGAAACGGUCAACACCAAGCGCGAGAUUUUAUCAGCGAUCAGCAAGCUGUUCGACCCUCUCGGACUCAUUGGACCUGUAAUCACUUCGGCAAAGCUCAUUAUGCAGCAAACGUGGAGAACUGAUUGCCGUUGGGAUGACCCUCUGCCUGACCAACUUCUGGAGAAAUGGGAAAGAUUUCGGCGGGACUUAAAUGCCGCCGAGGUUGUCGUCAUUCCGAGACCGAUAGCUCCAAACAAGAAUGCAGCGAAGCUCUAUUUGCAGGGAUUUUGCGACGCGUCUGAGCACGCGUACGGAGCAUGCAUCUUCGUUCAAGAAAGAGGCGAGUGUGGAACGAUCGCCUCGAGACUGCUGUGCUCCAAGUCGAGGGUAGCACCAACCAAGCCGACAUCGAUACCCCGCUUGGAACUGUGCAGCGCGGUGCUGCUCGCUCAUUUGAUGACGGACGUUCAAGGCAUGAUAAAUGCGAGCAUCGAGGGUAUCCAAGCGUGGUCGGAUUCCCAGGUCGUUUUGUGGUGGAUUCGCGGCGAUGCGACACGCUGGAAACCUUUUGUGGCACACCGCGUAGCCGAGAUCGUCGAACUUCUACCGGCAGACCAUUGGAACCACGUUAGGGGAGUCGAGAAUCCUGCCGACGUGAUCUCAAGGGGCGCGACUCUAUCUCAACUCAGGGACUCCAAGCUAUGGUGGUCAGGACCUCAGUGGUUGAACGAAGAGAGCCCGUCAGUAUCUGAAACUCCCAUAGUAUUCGAGCCAUCUCUCGAAUUGGCGGAAGAAAUUCGAGCCGAAGAGCGAGCGAAACCACGAAUUUGCGCACUAAUUGAAACAAAGAAUUUAGUCCUGCAGGACUUAAUCGACAGGUUUUCAUCGCUAACUCGAAUCGAACGCAUAACUGCUUACUGCUUACGUUAUGUAUCUAACCUGCGGAGGAACCCAGACGAACGAGAGCUGUCAAGGUUAACCGCUGUUGAAAUUCGAAACGCUCAUUUGCUUCUUAUUCGACACGCACAGGCAGAUGAAUUCUCUAACGAUAUAGCUGGUUUGAGGCGGGGAGGCAAGUUGAAGUCGACAAGUAAAAUCUUACCGUUGCACCCGUUUCUAGACGAACAAGGCGUACUCAGGGUAGGCGGACGCCUCCAGAAUGCAUCAUGGACCUUUGCGAGGAAACAUCCCAUAAUAUUGCCAGCGGGCAAUCGACUAUCAAGAUUGUUGCUCGAGAAAGAGCAUUGCCGGUUACUACACGCAAGUCCACAGCUCCUGCUGUCCUCGGUGAGAGAGCGGUACUGGCCUAUGAAGGGACGCAGCUUAGCCAGACAAGUUUGUCACGAUUGCGUUGUCUGCACCAGAAACCGACCGAGAAGGUUAACUCAAAUGAUGGCUCCUCUGCCUGGAGAUCGAGUGCGCCCCAGUCGAGCAUUCGCAAUAGUCGGCGUCGAUUUCGCCGGCCCUUUGGUAACUCUCGUCAACAAGGGACGAGGUCGAAGAACGAACAAAUCGUACAUUGCAUUGUUCGUUUGUCUAGCAACCAGGGCUAUUCAUCUGGAGGCUACUAGCGAGCUCUCCACCGCAGCCUUUUUGGCGACGUUGCGCCGGUUUAUUGGAAGAAGAGGACGUCCAACCAAAAUAUACAGCGACAAUGCCACGAAUUUUGUCGGCGCUGACCGUGAAUUGAAGGAGAUGUAUCAAUUCGCUCGCGCUCAGAUGGAGGGCGACUCCGGAGAAGCUCUCUCAAAUGAAGGAAUCGAAUGGAGUUUUAUCCCUCCCCUCUCUCCGCACAUGGGGGGGAUUUGGGAGGCAGGAGUAAAAUCCU